CAUCUUCUUACCGCACCGAGAGGACGUUGAAGGAAGACCUUGCGCUUUUGCUUCCUUUCUUUUUUCUCUAUACAUUUUUCUAGUUAUUCUUAUGAAGGAAAAAUCCUCGGAUAUAUUUGUCGUACGAGACGUUCAUGAGAAAAAACUUCUUAAAAAGCAGAUCAAAAGAGCAAAAUAUUUCUUUAUUUAAUAUAGCUAUAUAUUUAUCAGCUCUCACAGGAGGAGUUGAUUUCCAGUUCAAGUCCACUUAGGCUACAUUUAGUGCCCUGUUUGUAAACGUUGAAAAAAAAAAAAAAAGCCAUCAAAUGAAUGAUGGAGGAAAUGACAGAAGGCGUUUUAGCUGUUAAUGAUCAGCAGCUCAUCUUCACACCAUUAGGGUUAGAGAGAAGAUGCUUGAUGCUGUGUUAGACCCGGUGGGCUUGUCUAGCUUCUCCACUCGGGGUCGUCACCCACACGUUUCAUGCACAGACACAGAGACACAGAGAGGACAUAACGAUAGGAAGUCAUCUGUGGACUCAUAAAGCUCCGGAUCUGGAGGAAGAUGAGUGGCGCUGGACUCGCCACUAGGACGCAUCUUUACAAUGAUGGGACCGCGCACUCAGCCACAGCCAGAGGCGAGUAUGAUUCCACCACAGCGCCCAUCCAAUCCUGGUGACAGGCCACCUGCUGAAACGGUUAAGAAGAACAGUGUGAGUAACACUGGACUGAUUCUGGACAGCUCAGCACUGAAGAUGGCUGAUGUGGACUCGGAGGUUCCUCCUCUCCCACCACGGUACCGCUUCAGAGACCUGCUUUUGGGGGAUCAGUCCUUUCAGAAUGACGACAGGGUCCAGGUGGAGUUCUAUGUGAAUGAAAACACAUUUAAAGAACGAUUGAAGCUCUUCUUUAUCAAAAACCAAAGGUCAAGCCUCAGAAUACGCCUUUUCAACCUCUCCCUGAAGUUGUUAACAUGUCUCCUCUACAUUCUCAGAGUAUCACUUGAUGUCCCAUGCGAACGGAAGCCCUACUUCAAUGUCAAUGAUACUCUGUGCAGUAAAAUCUCUACCAAUCAGACAACAGAUCCCAUCCAGAUCAACUGGGAUUUGAUAUUCUGGGUGAACAGAAAGACUCCUGUAUGGGCGAUACAGGUGACAGUGGCCUUAAUUAGCUUCCUAGAAGCAAUGCUUUUGACAUAUCUCAGUUACAAGGGAAACAUUUUUGAGCAGCUUUUCCAAGUUUCCUUCAUCCUUGAGAUGAUCAAUACAGUGCCAUUCAUAAUUACAAUCUUUUGGCCACCAUGGAGGAACAUAUUUGUCCCAGUGUUCCUUAAUUGCUGGCUUGCCAAGUCGGCACUGGAGAACAUGAUUAAUGAUCUUCACCGUGCCAUCCAGCGCACACACUCUGCUAUGUUUAACCAGGUGCUCAUCCUCAUCUGCACGCUGCUUUGCCUGGUCUUCACCGGGGCCUGUGGGAUUCAACACUUGGAGCGAGCAGGGAAGAAUCUUUCCCUGUUUGAUUCGGUCUAUUUCUGCAUCGUCACCUUCUCCACUGUGGGCUACGGUGAUGUCACACCAAAAAUCUGGCCCUCUCAGCUACUAGUGGUCAUCAUGAUAUGUGUGGCGCUUGUAGUUCUCCCAUUGCAGUUUGAGGAGCUAGCGUAUCUGUGGAUGGAGAGGCAGAAGUCAGGCGGUAACUACAGCAGACAUCGAGCUCAGACUGAAAAACAUGUGGUCCUUUGUGUCAGUUCACUCAAGAUUGACCUCCUCAUGGACUUCCUCAAUGAGUUUUAUGCGCAUCCCAGACUGCAGGAUUAUUAUGUGGUCAUCCUCUGCCCCACAGAGAUGGACAUCCAAGUACGUCGAGUGCUGCAGAUUCCUCUGUGGUCUCAGAGAGUCAUCUACCUGCAGGGCUCUGCACUAAAAGACCAGGACCUCAUGAGAGCCAAGAUGGAUGAUGCAGAAGCCUGCUUUAUUCUCAGCAGCAGAAAUGAAGUGGACCGUACUGCAGCUGACCAUCAGACUAUCCUACGAGCCUGGGCAGUGAAGGACUUUGCCCCAAACUGUCCUCUAUAUGUACAGAUCCUUAAACCUGAGAAUAAAUUCCAUGUGAAGUUUGCUGAUCAUGUGGUGUGUGAAGAAGAGUUCAAGUAUGCCAUGCUGGCUCUGAACUGCGUGUGUCCAGCCACGUCCACACUGGUUACACUCCUUGUCCACACUUCACGUGGACAGGAGGGACAAAUGUCUCCAGAACAGUGGCAGAGAACAUACGGACGCUGCUCAGGCAAUGAAGUUUACCACAUCCGCCUUAUGGACAGCAAAUUUUUCGGAGAGUAUGAUGGGAAAAGUUUUACUUAUGCCUCAUUCCACGCGCAUAAAAAAUAUGGAGUUUGCCUAAUUGGUGUAAAGAGAGAAGAGAAUAAAAGCAUCCUGCUCAACCCUGGUCCUCGCCACAUCAUGGCUGCCACAGACACCUGCUACUACAUCAACAUCACCAAGGAGGAGAACUCCGCCUUCAUCUUUAAACAGGAAGAGAAGCACAGCAAGGGCCUGCCAGUCCCUGGUCUGUACGACGCCCCCUCUCGCCUCCCCGUGCAGAGCAUCAUAGCCAGCAUGGUCGAUCAGUCUACUUCAUAUGGAACUGUGGCCAUAGACCUACAGAACCCUGAGCCCGCAGGUGACAGCAGCAAGCUAGCACUUCCCACAGAGAACGGAGCAGGCAGCCGGCGUCCGAGCAUCGCCCCUGUGCUUGAACUGGCUGACUCCACUGCCAUCCUGCCCUGUGACCUCCUGAGUGAUCCUUCUGAGGACGAGACCAACCAAUCAGAUGAGGAAGGAGUACCUGCCCCAGAAUAUGUAAAAGGAUAUCCUCCGAACUCGCCAUACAUCGGGAGUUCACCAACACUGUGCCACCUUCUACAAGAGAAAGCUCCAUUUUGCUGUCUGCGAUUAGAUAAGGGUUGCCGCCAUAACAGUUUUGAAGAUGCCAAGGCAUAUGGUUUCAAGAACAAGCUGAUCAUAGUCUCUGCUGAAACGGCUGGAAACGGCUUGUACAAUUUCAUCGUUCCACUGCGAGCUUAUUACCGACCCAGGAAGGAGCUCAACCCCAUCGUGCUACUGCUAGACAAUCCGCCAGAUAAUCAUUUUUUGGAGGCCAUCUGCUGUUUCCCCAUGGUGUACUUUAUGGCCGGCACCAUAGACAAUUUAGAUAAUCUGCUGCAGUGUGGGAUUAUUUACGCUGAUAACCUAGUAGUGGUGGAUAAAGAAAGCACUAUGAGUGCAGAGGAGGACUACAUGGCUGAUGCUAAAACUAUUGUCAAUGUUCAAACCAUGUUUAGGUUGUUUCCAAGUCUCAGUAUUAUCACUGAACUAACUCAUCCCUCUAAUAUGAGGUUUAUGCAGUUUCGAGCCAAAGACUGCUACUCCCUGGCCCUCUCCAAAUUAGAGAAGAUAGAGAGAGAUAAGGGAUCUAAUCUGGCGUUCAUGUUCCGCCUUCCGUUCGCUGCAGGCAGGGUGUUCAGCAUUAGCAUGUUGGAUACACUCCUCUACCAGUCUUUUGUUAAGGACUACAUGAUUCCUAUUGCUAGACUCCUGCUGGGGCUAGACACUACCCCAGGCUCUGGCUACCUCUGUAUGAUGAAGGUGACUGAGGAAGACCUAUGGAUCCGCACAUAUGGAAGGUUGUUUCAGAAGCUCUGUUCCUCCAGCGCUGAAAUCCCAAUCGGCUUGUACCGCACAGAAUCCCACAUGUUCUCAUCGUCAGAGUCUCAGGUGUCUGUAAAUGUGGAUGAGUGUGAUGACCCACGGGACCGACGCGAGUCAUGGAAAGAGAAAACAGCCCACAGGAACUCGACAGGCAGCGACCAAUCAGAACAUCCACUGCUGAGGAAGAAGAGCAUGCAGUGGGCACGGAGGCUAAGCAGGAAGAGCACCAAGCCUCCAAGCCGUGCUGAACGAAUCAACCAACAACGCCUCAACCUCUACAGACGCUCUGAGAGACAGGAGCUCUCUGAACUGGUGAAGAACCGCAUGAAGCAUCUGGGUCUGCCCACUAUUGGCUACGAGGACGUAGCUAAUUUAACUGCGAGUGAUGUGAUGAACCGAGUAAAUCUCGGAUAUUUGCAAGAAGGUACCUACAUGACAGAGGGUAUACAAGUGGCUCAAACAGAUGAAAUGAAUGAUCAUCAGAACACAUUAUCCUAUGUGCUGAUCAACCCGCCACCAGACACUGUACUGGAGCUCAAUGAUAUUGUGUACAUCAUCCGGUCAGACCCUUUAGCCCAUGUACCCGAUGAGUUGCCCGUGUGCCAACCAGGUACCAGGCUGAAGCAGGAAUAUGGCACAGAGACACGAGGAGAGACUCAUCUCUGAGUCCCAGAGCUCAGCUUUGGAGCAUGCAUGAAGAGUGCCUCCUGUCCUUGAUUCACACAUCCACAACCCAUGAA
Molecule: messenger RNA, 4420 nt
Organism: Tachysurus fulvidraco (yellow catfish)
Lineage: Eukaryota; Metazoa; Chordata; Actinopteri; Siluriformes; Bagridae
Gene: kcnt1b
Product: potassium sodium-activated channel subfamily T member 1b
Exons: 35
Coding region: 582-4346 (1254 amino acids)
Biological process (GO): potassium ion transport
Cellular component (GO): membrane
Molecular function (GO): intracellular sodium-activated potassium channel activity
Source: RefSeq, a predicted model, not a curated record